Messenger RNA from Porites evermanni, 9463 nucleotides. The record is from the annotation of a GenBank genome assembly. NCBI's taxonomy places the organism in Eukaryota, Metazoa, Cnidaria, Anthozoa, Scleractinia, Poritidae.
AUGCCUCCUCUUCUGUUCCAACCAAGACCUACAGAAGUGAAAGUCGGAUGCGUAAAUCGACCCAACACUAUGUCAAGUUGUGGUAAAUGGAAAAUUGUUACGUCGUUUGAACUCGCCCAAAGAUUGAGUGAUGUUGGUACGAGUUCUUGUUCAUCGGAAAUUCUCAUUGUUGACUGCAGAUCUUUAGUAGCCUUCAACGGAUUACACAUUAGAGGUGCUAUACAUGUGAAUUGCACUGGAAUAGGACGAAAAAGACUUUCACAAGGCAAAGCUAAACUAAAGGACUUAAUAUCUUCUGCCGAGGGCAAACAAAAGUUUAUCAGUGGUGGAGUGGGGACCUCGUUUGUCGUUUACGAUGAGCUGUCAACUGACCCUGAUGACUGUAAUCCUUGUCGACCGAUUUGCUUAGUAUUACAGACUCUUUUAAAAGAAGGCAAGAAUAUUUCAAUACUUAAAGGUAAGUUGGGUUUUAUUAGCACCAGUUUCUUAUACAACGCAAACGCAUAAGUACUGUAUUCGGUCAACCGCAAUUCUUAGCGCGCAUUUUGCGUACACCUUAUGUCAACAAAUGACGCCGUCCGAUCGAGACGCGCGAUAGUUUUCCUUUGUACAAAUUAUAAUCUUCAGUUUCGUCUCCCUUGUUAGUUUUAGAUUUUAAUGCUUAAAAAGAGCUUGAAUUUGGUUUUUGUCGUGCUUAUAUUCAUGCGUAGUCGUUCGUUCGUUCGUAAACAGCUGUAACAUAAAGACAUGGUCACGUUUAAGUUAUUCUUUUGUCAAGAAAGCUUGUGUGACGCAAGUAAGGCUCAGAUACCGAAAAAGCAAUGGUCAUGCUUCGUGAUCAGUUUUGUUUGCUUGCGCAGGAAAUAAUCUGACGUCGGCAUUUUUCGCUGCACGAAUUCCUAUUCCUUUUGUUAAGAGGUGAAAUUGAAAGUGUUUUAGUGGCUUUGUGGGCAACAGAUCCCCCCUCGAGCAACUCCUAAUCUACAUUCUGAACAUUGACUCUUUUAUACCUUCAUUAUCAUAUUAUGUCAUACAAUCAUCCUCAGUCUGCAUUCUUUUCGUAGCAGAAAAGUUAAAAAAAAAUAGCCUAAAGAAGUUUAUAGUUGGAGGUCAGCAUUUAUACUGAAGAGCAACACAGAUUCUGUUUCAUUUCUGCUAUUUUUACCUGGGUAUGCUAAGUAUUUUUUUAAGGAAUAAUUUUCACAGGCAUUUGUCUGAAUUGGGAUUAACAUCUGUAAGGAAUUUUGGUAUGAAAUGUGACUUAACACUGCUGUUAUGAAAAGCAUUUAAAACGCUUGCAAUCACAAAGAAUAGUAUUUAAAGGGUUUAAAUUUACCCAAAUGUGGAAUUGCAUUGCAAACACAUUUCACACUGUCCCGAUAUCAAGCUAUUUUAAACUUCUUGGCUUUCGAAGAGAAUUCUGUUUGUAUGGUGUACUUUUACAAGUCUAUAUUGGAGCUAUCAUUGACAGUCAAUAACCAGAGAUUUUUCCAAACUAUUCUGGUUUUGUUAACCCUGUAAUGCCCAAUAUUCACAUGCAAAUUCUCCAUACUGAUCUCAGUACAUGUCAAAAGAUCAAAACCUUCUCCCUUUGUUGACCAUUUUUUACAUAUUCUCAUUUACCUUUUCUUUUGAUGGUGAAAGGAUGUUGUAAGGAGAAGAUUGAUGUUGGUCACUUUAUUUUCUUUCCUCUUUCAGAAGUAGGUGAAAGUUACUGCAUCAUAGCUAACUUCACUUCUCAAAACCAACAAAGCUUUCCUUUUAGCUUGAGUUCUGUGGUCUUGUAUUUCUAACCACCACAUCUUGAAGCUAUAUCCUUGUUUUCGUCCAAUUCUCAAGUGUCCAAAAAACAAACACUUCAGCUGCUGUUAUGAAUAUCCACCAGUCAGUUUCAGAUUUAAACUUUUUACCGAAAACCUCAAAGAAGUGAUCAGUAAGUAAUCGUUGCCAGCUUAUGACACUGAACCCAAAAGAAGACAGUGCUCAUUAGCUAAGGUUGGGAAAUCUUUGUUCUACCCGUGAAGGUCUGGACAGUGUUUUCAUGACUAAACAUGUUGAAAACACAAUAUCCCCUCUUCCAUGAUUGGACAAAGCAAGUUUAUUCAGUAAUUUUCUAGACUGGGUUGUUUAAAACUGGGUUAAGAUCACCCUGGGUCAGUGCUAUAUUUUAACAAGAUUGCUACUGUUUCUUGAUCAAUGCUUAAAUAUUCAUCUGCAGAUGGUUGACUGUUGAUGGUUUAAUUAUCACUUUGCUGAAGUUAAAGCUGUUGUUUUCAGUUUUUCAUUUCCUUUUCUUCGUUCAUGUUACUCUUUCAUUCACGGUAGAUCCUUGCUGGAUCUUUAAUUUUCAGUGGUAUUCAAUUUUAAACUGGUUGUAUGUUCUUGUUCACUCCAAUAUUCGGGUAUGUUGUAAACUAGCCAUUGACUUGAACGGGUGCUCAAUAUCAAAAUUCCUUAAAUGUCUGAAAUGUUUGGUAGAAUCUUGAAUGGUUACACAAAGGGAUAUUUUCAUCUUUUGGCUGAAAGCUGGAACAAAAUUAUAUGUCCUGAUAAUAUUGGGAAGUUAAAGACCCAAAGGUUAAACUUUACAUUGUUUUUUGUUAGCUUGGUUUAAAUUCAAUUGGAUAUUUGAGGGUAACACUGAAGAUGCAGUUUUUGAUAUGGCCGGCUGCAGUUAGAAGCUUCCUUUCACUGGAGUUUUUCAUAUUAUGCCUCCUGUUGAUGACAGGUCUUUAUAUAUUUUACUGUUCAAAAUGAAAUUUAGUUUAAAAUAGUUUCAGCAUAGUUUUAGUUUCAACUUCUUUUGUUUCGUGACCUUAGUAUUACUCACGGUUGUAAAUAAUGAAAGAACUAAAGAAAAAUGAUCAGGUUAUUGAUUUAUCUGAAUAAUAAGGGUAGGAGGCAAAGAAAAUUGAGAAUUACAUAAGCUAGAUAUUUGACCCUUUUCGUUCCUUCUUAUCUGAAAUAAGGCUGAAAAUUCUGACCUUUCAUGUUGUUCAUGUUUCGCAUCCACCAGUGAUCAAAUUUCAUUAUCCUUUUUGAGAAAAUGUGAAACUUUGACAGUUAAAACCUUUAAUCUCACCAUCAGAACGUGAAUUCUCCCUCCUCUCCCCCUACAAAUUCCCGGCCAUAGUAUACAUUUACUACAUAAGUGAGUUUAUUGCUUGAUCAUGUUUUUGUUUCUUACUGCUUCCCUGAUUGAUUAACGUUUGUCAUGGCAAGGGAGAAAUUUCAAGCUCAUAGCUAUGUAGGGGUUAUAGCUUUAAAACUUAACCAAGGUUAUAAAUUUAAAUAUGUUUUGCAUGCCAUCUGGUUUUCUGGAAAGUUACACUUACUUCUCCCAUGGAGUAAACUCAACAUUCCUAGCCUUCUUAAGUUGGAAGAAUGGGUUUGAAGUGUUAGGAGUUCCAAAGGUCACAAGGAAAUUAAAUGUGCUUAAAAGGGAAAGUGACUGUUUUUGAAAACGAAUCAAGCUAUAUUUUGAAUAAAAAGAAGGGAUGGUUGGUUUGGGUAAUUCUGUGAUAGCUGAUUCCCUCAAGCAGAAUAAUUUUCUCUAAAUUUUUGCUCUUGACAUAUAAUUUACAACAUUUAGGAUACAAUUUCCUUGAGGUAAUAAUUUUUAUUUACCAGGGGUGGGGGGUAGGGUCAGUUAGUAGCAAGGAAAAUAUGGAAGAACUCAUCCAGAACAAUUGUGUUAGGUAACAGCAUGGCUAGUGAACUGGAAACGUAGGCAGAUUUAGCUGACUUAAUACAGUAGGUCACUAAGCUAUCUUGAACAAGAUGUGAUUAAAAUAAAUUUUCUUUCAUCAGCUAAAUAUGGUCAUGCCACAAGGUGGUUUACAAGUAAUUGUAUGCAUUCACUUUUCAAUAUGAAUAGCUGAUUUAAAGGAUUUCCACUGAUUAAUUUGGAGUCUGUCAUAAUUUUUCAUACUUGCAUGUAUUUUUAAUCAGGGUUUUCCCAGGAUCAGGUAAUUGCAUUAAGGGUCAUUUAAUUUCUUCAAUUAAUUCUGCUGUUCUCACUGACCCAUUAAAUGGUAUAUUUGGUUAUGGAGUUAGGUUAAUUUAUAGAAGUAAGCUUUCACAUAAAAGUCCCACUGUUUCGUCCCCUUUAUAUGCUAAAUCAGAUCUAAUUCUCUCAAUAUUGCUGUUAUAGUAACUAGUCAUGAACGAUAUCCUUAUCAAGUUUAGCCUGAGUGGGCAUUAAGGCCCAAAUUGGCACGGUCGAUGCAGACCACUGAGUUGAAAGACUUUACAACACUGACUUCACCCUUUUGAUAUUUUUGUUUCACUAAAUAUGUGUGGUUAUGUGGUUCACAUGUUUUACUUCAAAGUAGCAACUAGGUUCAGUAAUUAGGAAACAACCUGGACAGAACUUGACUGUAAUGCCUUGUAGAAUUUUGUCCUUGGCACCAUUGGAAAUACCAGUGAAAAAACCCUUUGGUGAGUAAGUGAGGAAGUAAUUGACUGAGUGGAAUAGCAGCUUCAUAAUUUCAAGGUGUUACUGUGGGUCAAUUUUGGGCAAUUACAUAUAGGGUUCUAGGUUUUAAGUCAUGAAUGAAAUCCAGUAAUGUGACCACUCUAAUAACACUUCUUUCGACAUACCGUAUUUUUGUCGAUAAAUAACCACAUGAAGUUUGGGAGUUAAGUAGAAUUUUGCUGAUUGGAUGUGUACUCUUGUGAGUGGAAAGGGAAACUGUCUUGCCUAGAGUUAUGGAGAUAUGAAACAGAUUUUAAAAUUUGGACUGAAAUGAACUGCACUUAGUCGUAUUUUAAACUGGUACUGUUUGCUUUAAAGCAAUUCGAAAAGAUUAAAUUGGGAUUUUAUGUAAUUAAUUUUUCUGAUUGUAUAAUCUUGAGGAUGAAAAAAUACAUUUAUAAACGAUAUUUGGAAUGCUUCUCGGUGUUUGGAUUUUAGCACCGUUGGAAAUCGCAUUUGAUAAUUCUGAGAGGCAGUCAAGUAAUUGCAGCAGCAAUAAUAUUGUUCUCGCUCAAUUUCAUCAGAUUCAGCUCUUGUGAAAUGCGACGUUUGAACCGCGCCUUACAUGUAAAUCCGUUUUUUUUUUAAUGCAAGGUAAAAUUGUACUCAUUAGUGUUUGGUUACAACUUCUUGUGCAAGAUUCCGUUAUGCCAUUCGUUAGGUCGCUUAAGCAUGCUUUUGCUCUGGAAAAGUUUGUCUUCACCUCGAGCACGCCCAGUUGUGUCGUAGUUUUUUCAAUGUGUCGGUUAAGUGCUUUUGAAUGGCCGUUUUGAGAAGUUCCCGUAACCUGCCGUUUUAUUGAAAGUGUUCUGUACAAUAAGCUUGAAGAACUUUGACCACUUUUAAUAAUCGUUCGCGGACAGAGACUAGAACUUGUGUACAUGUGCGCGAGUGAAAGGUGAUAAGUUUGAUGAGUGAAUUUCUUUUUACUUUUCUGAUGUUAUGUACGGACGAAACAUACUACACCUAUUCACGGUCAAUUUAUUUAUUUAAUUUUUUUUUUCACCGUGCUUCAAGUAGCAUGUUAUUUGAAGGACGGAGGGUUAACUAGUUUGUUGACUUACGUUCUUUAAAAAAACAAAAAAAAAGCGUUUAGUAGCCUGAGAACCACUCAUAGCUUCGAUUCACAUCAGGCAUAGCUUUCUUUAGGUUUUCUGCAGUGUCGUUUCUUGAGGUUUGUUUAUUUUUCGAAAAGCAUCCAAGCAUUUCUCUGUUUAUCAAUGAUGUUGUGGUUUGCAUUUUAAAUUCCACAUUUUCACUUUCCGAAAAGAAAAAAUCAUGUUUCUUGUCUUGUCGCAGAAGUUUCGCUUCCUAGUGUUGAUGGGCAACUUCUUUGGUAAUUUGUUUCCCAAGACCUUCAACGAUCUAAACCGUUAAUCGUCUGUCUGUCCCUGUGUGAACUGAGUGAAACUCGUGAGGUCGACUUGUGGCAAGUCUAUGCAGUACCUUGCAAUUGUCUAAUAAAGCUUGUAUCACCUCCAGCUAUGUCGACGAUAUUUCCUUCGAGGUCUUUAGAUAACGGUAUUUGGGUGAGUUAGUUGCACUUUGAGUCAAGAUGUUAAGUUGCGCUUGAUCACCCUCUUCGUUCGCGGAUAGAUUGGAAAUAAGCCGUUAGACACUGUCAAAUUACCUCAUGACAGCAUAAAAGCUCUUUAUUUUCUUUAUCCAGCAUAAAUUCUACUGUUGCAAAAACCCGCGGGCCCUCAGAGAGGCGUAUCUUGCCUGUCAAAGUUGGGCGGACACGUGAAUGGUUCCAUGUUAGUCGGCCAGCCUUUUUCCCGAUACGAUUUAUAUCUGGAGUCUUUCGUAGCGCGUAUUUAGCCUUCGAUUGCUAAUUUGAAUGCGUUUUGUGAAAUCGCAACUGCAAAACUCGCAGGUAAAUUGAGCAAGCUGAAAAGUCUUGGUUGACAGGUGUUUUGGCAGUGAGGCACCAGUGCGUAACACUGGAAAAUAAUUAGUCAAGCUAAAGAGAGUGUAAUUGUUAAGUCAUUAUUAAGUAAUACCUGCCCGUUUCUCUUUUCUCAAUGACCUAAUGGCGUCGUUCUCUUUACGUAUGUUUGUGGUGAAAUUAGAAACUGUGGCGAGUCUUGUAGUUUGUAGAAGAAAAACUGCAAAAGCAACGAGGAAAUAUGAACGCGCGGUGCUGUGGAACGCGAGUGGGGCUUUUGCAAAGACGGCGCUCUCAUCUUACUGGUAAUUGUGCACCUUUAAUAACUGUGUUGGCUGCCCAACAGUGCACUUGUAUGCUAUAACAGGUGGUUGUCUUCAAAGUCAACAGUCGUACUUCCAAGUUGCUGGACCUUUUUCUGCAGUUAUUAAGUUGCAAAGAGGUACCUCGACAAAACGUAUCUUGGGGUUGUUACAAGCGCGAUCAAUUUGGCUUUCUUUAGUCUCCAGAGCCUUUCAAUAAUCAGAGUUGUGUUUUGUCAUCCUUCGCUUGACUUGACAUCUUAUUAUAACUUUGAUUACAGCGAGAAAGUCAGCUUGGAUUUGUUUGUUUCCUGCAUUGAGUUAACUUUUCGUGGGUUUGAACUCUUACUUUGCAGUGAUCUUUUUGUACUGGAGUGUGGUGAGAACUCGUCAAAAGCUGCAGGCGCUCUUCCGGUUUUCUUAUUGUUGACUAUACAAUCACUUCCGGUGCCGUAGUUAUGUUUGGUACCCGCUGUCGCACAAAGAUGUUCAACCGUCUAAGUUGUUUCCCUGGUUUCAUUCUAAGACCCUGGUGCAAUUGUUUAGCCUCAUUAUUACCUGUUGUUGUUGUUGUUUUUUUUCAAAAUUGGUACUUGUUAUGGACGGUUCCCGUUGGUAUUUACCUAUUUUUGCGCGUUUCUCCGGGUCUUCAUUCUCUUUGUGGUUGCUUAUUGUUCCAGGCUGUCAUUAUGUGUAGUGCUGUUUAUACAACAAUGUGCGCGGCUCAAAUUCUAGCUGAACUAGUAGCCGAUUUGCGUUGAAAAAUCAACUCCCGAUGCUGAAUGAAUGUAUUCUAAGAAUUCUUUUGAAAACAUGGUCAAGCGCCCGGGAAGAGAAUGACAGAAUUAAUUUGUUUAUAUGUUGUAAAAAUCUCAAAAUUAAAACAAAAAACAAAUAUAUGGCAAGGCAACUUUCUUGUCUUUGGUAAAUUCGCAGCAAAAAUGACCGCGAACAAACUUACCAAGCUUGAUAGCCACGACAAGCGCGGGUGAUUACAUGCGAACAAGCCAUGAGUGUUGGUGCUCUAAUAUCAACCUAUGUACAGUGCAGUGGCAAAUCCAGACCUUCAGAUAAGGUGUGUGUGGGGGGAGGGGCGGGCGAGCCCCACGGGCCCCUCCCCUGUUUCCGCCACUGCAGUGGAACCCCGCCUUACGACCACCGUUUUUAUACGACCACCUCGUGUUUACGACCCUAUUCUUUCGACCCAAAUGUAAAAAUCCCUGAGUUAUUUUAUUUUUUUGAAGAGCUCUUUAAUGCGACCACCUCGUUAUUGCGACUAGGAUUUUAUGGCCCAACGGUGGUCACUUUAACCCUUUAAACCCUAACAUCAAAAUUCAAAUUCUCAUUUGUUAUCCCUAUACGUGAAGGCCACCAUUAAAAACCGUUUUGUGUUUGUUAAUUUUUUUUUCUCACAGGAGGACUAAAGGAAUUUUGUAGGGACUAUCAGAACUUAUGCGAAAACGUUCCGGUUAAUAUCUGCCAAUCUGCGGACUUCCCACCCUCUCCGACCACAUGUGAACCUGUUCCAGGUCGCCCUCAGGGAACGCCCGUUACGGCCAUCCUACCUUAUCUGUAUCUUGGCAACGAAGAAGGCGCCGCUGACGAAGCCUUGAUUGACAGGCUGUCAAUCAAGUACAUCCUUAACUUGACGCCGCGAUGUCCGAAUUUUUUCAGCCAGCGGCCAGACAUUCAUUAUAAGCAGAUUAAAAUACACGACUCGAAUCAAGAGGACAUCGGUCAGCACUUCGAUGAAGCAAUUCAGUUUAUUGGUAAGUUAAAAUACAGUACUUCAUUGGUGAGCAUUGGGAGACGGCGCUCUGGUAGAAACACAAGCGAUUUGGUUUUCUAGUUAAGCGCGAACCAUCUCGUGAAUUUGUCCAGGUGGACCAAAAAUGGGUGUUUUAUAAGUGAGUGCUUGCGUAUUUCAAGCUGUGCAAGGUGUAUUGCGCUAGAACAAAAAGGCAUUUUGAGACACGUAUCAAGGCGCAACUCAGCGCACCAUUUCGCCAGGAGGUAAGUUCGUUUAUGCUAAAACUAACAAGCACUAUCCUAAUUGUGUGAAGCAAGGAAUGGGUAACCUGACUUUCCCAGAAGGACACGUGACUAUUUCAGACAGUUACAAGGUAAAAGAACAAGUGUUUGAAAAGUUUGUUCUUGUGUGUUCUUUAGUUGAUGGGAUAUUCCUGUCUUGGUGUCAUGGCGCCUUUAUUGUUGGAAUGCCUGUGGUGUCAUGGCGCUUUGUUACUGGGAUACCUGUGGAACUGUGUCGUGUCCUCCUUGUGCAGUACUGCGAGGCACGGUUCCAGUCUGUAUCAGAAUUUCCCAGUGUACACCGGUGGCAAACGAAGAAGAACUGAAGGCAGAUGGACUUGUGUCACCGGUGAAUGAGGAAAGGAUCAAUCAUCGAAGUCAAGAAUUGAAGUCAAACAUGAGUUGGGUUACUUCGACAAGUAAUUACAAAAUUCAUUUGUCGUUAAACACGCAGUAUAUUAAACCCAUCUAGUGAUAUGGAAACCAUGAAUUGCGAUCAAGUAACGCAACUUCGUUUCUCACGGUUUUCUUUCUUUCGCAGACGAAGCCCGUGAACACGGAUAUGGUGUUCUUGUUCACUGUCACGCCGGUGUGUCACGCUCGGCGACCGUGACGGUAGCCUACAUCAUGAAGCAACAAGGCCUGUGCUUAGGCGACGCGUACAAAUUUGUCAAGGAGCUGAGACCAGUGAUUUCGCCAAACUUAAACUUCAUGGGGCAACUCCUUAAGUACGAGAAAAAUAGGAGAAACGGCGACAGUUCCUGA